Closterium sp. NIES-65 is the source of this 11868-nucleotide messenger RNA. The record is from the annotation of a GenBank genome assembly. NCBI's taxonomy places the organism in Eukaryota, Viridiplantae, Streptophyta, Zygnematophyceae, Desmidiales, Closteriaceae.
AUGGACGUGGACAUGGACGUGGACGUGGACGUGGACGUGGACGUGGACGUGGACGUGGACAUGGACGUGGACGUGGACGUGGACAUGGACAUGGACGUGGACAUGGACGUGGACGUGGACGUGGACGUGGACGUGGACGUGGACGUGGACGUGGACGUGGACGUGGACGUGGACGUGGACGUGGACGUGGACGUGGACGUGGACGUGGACAUGGACGUGGACGUGACGUGGACGUGGACGUGGACGUGGACGUGGACGUGGACGUGGACGUGGACGUGGACGUGGACGUGGACGUGGACGUGGACGUGGACGUGGACAUGGACGUGGACGUGGACGUGGACGUGGACGUGGACGUGGACGUGGACGUGGACGUGGACGUGGACGUGGACGUGGACGUGGACGUGGACGUGGACGUGGACGUGGACGUGGACGUGGACGUGGACGUGGACGUGGACGUGGACGUGGACGUGGACGUGGACGUGGACGUGGACGUGGACGUGGACGUGGACGUGGACGUGGACGUGGACGUGGACAUGGACGUGGACGUGGACAUGGACGUGGACAUGGACGUGGACGUGGACUGGACGUGGACGUGGACGUGGACGUGGAGUGGACGUGGACGUGGACGUGGACGUGGACGUGGACGUGGACGUGGACGUGGACGUGGACGUGGACGUGGACGUGGACAUGGACGUGGACGUGGACAUGGACGUGGACGUGGACGUGGACGUGGACAUGGACGUGGACGUGGACAUGGACGUGGACGUGGACGUGGACGUGGACGUGGACAUGGACGUGGACGUGGACGUGGACGUGGACGUGGACGUGGACGUGGACGUGGACGUGGACGUGGACAUGGACGUGGACGUGGACAUGGACGUGGACGUGGACGUGGACGUGGACAUGGACGUGGACACGUGGACAUGGACGUGGACGUGGACGUGGACGUGGACGUGGACGUGGACGUGGACGUGGACGUGGACGUGGACGUGGACGUGGACAUGGACGUGGACAUGGACGUGGACGUGGACGUGGACGUGGACAUGGACGUGGACGUGGACAUGGACGUGGACGUGGACGUGGACGUGGACAUGGACGUGGACGUGGACGUGGACGUGGACGUGGACGUGGACGUGGACUGGACGUGGACGUGGACGUGGACGUGGACGUGGACGUGGACGUGGACGUGGACGUGGACGUGGACGUGGACAUGGACGUGGACGUGGACAUGGACGUGGACAUGGACGUGGACAUGGACGUGGACAUGGACGUGGACAUGGACGUGGACGUGGACAUGGACGUGGACGUGGACAUGGACGUGGACGUGGACAUGGACGUGGACAUGGACGUGGACAUGGACGUGGACGUGGACAUGGACGUGGACAUGGACGUGGACGUGGACAUGGACGUGGACGUGGACGUGGACGUGGACGUGGACGUGGACGUGGACGUGGACGUGGACAUGGACGUGGACGUGGACGUGGACGUGGACGUGGACGUGGACGUGGACGUGGACAUGGACGUGGACGUGGACAUGGACGUGGACAUGGACGUGGACGUGGACAUGGACGUGGACGUGGACAUGGACGUGGACGUGGACGUGGACGUGGACGUGGACGUGGACGUGGACAUGGACGUGGACGUGGACGUGGACAUGGACGUGGACGUGGACAUGGACGUGGACGUGGACGUGGACGUGGACGUGGACGUGGACGUGGACGUGGACGUGGACGUGGACAUGGACGUGGACGUGGACGUGGACGUGGACGUGGACGUGGACGUGGACUGGACGUGGACGUGGACGUGGACGUGGACGUGGACGUGGACGUGGACGUGGACAUGGACGUGGACGUGGACGUGGACGUGGACGUGGACGUGGACGUGGACGUGGACAUGGACGUGGACGUGGACGUGGACAUGGACGUGGACGUGGACAUGGACGUGGACGUGGACGUGGACGUGGACGUGGACGUGGACGUGGACGUGGACGUGGACAUGGACGUGGACGUGGACGUGGACGUGGACGUGGACGUGGACGUGGACGUGGACGUGGACGUGGACGUGGACGUGGACGUGGACGUGGACGUGGACGUGGACAUGGACGUGGACGUGGACAUGGACGUGGACGUGGACGUGGACAUGGACAUGGACGUGGACAUGGACGUGGACGUGGACAUGGACGUGGACGUGGACAUGGACAUGGACGUGGACAUGGACGUGGACGUGGACGUGGACAUGGACGUGGACGUGGACAUGGACGUGGACGUGGACAUGGACGUGGACGUGGACGUGGACGUGGACGUGGACGUGGACGUGGACAUGGACGUGGACGUGGACGUGGACGUGGAGAUGGACGUGGACGUGGACGUGGACAUGGACGUGGACGUGACGUGGACAUGGACGUGGACGUGGACGUGGACGUGGACGUGGACGUGGACGUGGACGUGGACGUGGACGUGGACGUGGACAUGGACGUGGACGUGGACGUGGACGUGGACAUGGACGUGGACGUGGACGUGGACGUGGACAUGGACAUGGACGUGGACGUGGACGUGGACGUGGACAUGGACGUGGACGUGGACGUGGACGUGGACGUGGACGUGGACGUGGACGUGGACGUGGACGUGGACAUGGACGUGGACAUGGACGUGGACUUGGACGUGGACAUGGACGUGGACAUGGACGUGGACGUGGACGUGGACGUGGACGUGGACGUGGACGUGGACGUGGACGUGGACGUGGACGUGGACGUGGACGUGGACGUGGACGUGGACGUGGACGUGGACGUGGAUGGACGUGGACGUGGACGUGGACGUGGACGUGGACGUGGACGUGGACGUGGACGUGGACGUGGACGUGGACGUGGACGUGGACGUGGACGUGGACGUGGACGUGGACGUGGACGUGGACGUGGACGUGGACGUGGACGUGGACGUGGACGUGGACGUGGACGUGGACGUGGACAUGGACGUGGACAUGGACGUGGACGUGGACGUGGACAUGGACGUGGACGUGGACAUGGACGUGGACGUGGACGUGGACGUGGACGUGGACGUGGACGUGGACGUGGACGUGGACGUGGACGUGGACGUGGACAUGGACGUGGACGUGGACGUGGACGUGGACAUGGACGUGGACGUGGACGUGGACAUGGACGUGGACGUGGACGUGGACGUGGACGUGGACGUGGACGUGGACGUGGACGUGGACGUGGACGUGGACGUGGACGUGGACGUGGACGUGGACAUGGACGUGGACGUGGACGUGGACGUGGACAUGGACGUGGACGUGGACGUGGACGUGGACGUGGACAUGGACGUGGACGUGGACGUGGACGUGGACUGGACGUGGACGUGGACGUGGACGUGGACUGGACGUGGACGUGGACAUGGACGUGGACGUGGACAUGGACGUGGACGUGGACGUGGACGUGGACGUGGACAUGGACGUGGACGUGGACGUGGACGUGGACAUGGACGUACGUGGACGUGGACGUGGACGUGGACAUGGACAUGGACGUGGACGUGGACGUGGACGUGGACAUGGACGUGGACGUGGACGUGGACGUGGACGUGGACGUGGACGUGGACGUGGACGUGGACGUGGACGUGGACGUGGACGUGGACGUGGACGUGGACGUGGACGGACGUGGACGUGGACGUGGACGUGGACAUGGACGUGGACGUGGACGUGGACGUGGACAUGGACGUGGACGUGGACGUGGACGUGGACGUGGACGUGGACGUGGACGUGGACGUGGACAUGGACGUGGACGUGGACAUGGACGUGGACGUGGACAUGGACGUGGACGUGGACAUGGACGUGGACGUGGACGUGGACAUGGACGUGGACGUGGACAUGGACGUGGACGUGGACGUGGACGUGGACGUGGACGUGGACGUGGACGUGGACGUGGACAUGGACGUGGACGUGGACGUGGACGUGGACAUGGACGUGGACGUGGACGUGGACAUGGACGUGGACGUGGACGUGGACAUGGACGUGGACGUGGACGUGGACGUGGACGUGGACGUGGACGUGGACGUGGACGUGGACGUGGACGUGGACAUGGACGUGGACGUGGACGUGGACGUGGACAUGGACGUGGACGUGGACGUGGACGUGGACAUGGACGUGGACGUGGACGUGGACGUGGACGUGGACGUGGACGUGGACGUGGACGUGGACGUGGACGUGGACGUGGACGUGGACGUGGACGUGGACGUGGACAUGGACGUGGACAUGGACGUGGACGUGGACGUGGACGUGGACGUGGACGUGGACGUGGACGUGGACGUGGACGUGGACGUGGACGUGGACGUGGACGUGGACGUGGACGUGGACGUGGACGUGGACGUGGACGUGGACGUGGACGUGGACGUGGACGUGGACGUGGACAUGGACGUGGACAUGGACGUGGACAUGGACGUGGACGUGGACGUGGACGUGGACGUGGACGUGGACGUGGACAUGGACGUGGACGUGGACGUGGACGUGGACGUGGACGUGGACGUGGACGUGGACGUGGACGUGGACGUGGACGUGGACGUGGACGUGGACGUGGACGUGGACGUGGACGUGGACGUGGACGUGGACGUGGACGUGGACGGGGACGUGGACGUGGACGUGGACGUGGACGUGGACGUGGACGUGGACGUGGACAUGGACGUGGAAUGGACGUGGACGUGGACGUGGACGUGGACGUGGACGUGGACGUGGACAUGGACGUGGACGUGGACGUGGACGUGGACAUGGACGUGGACGUGGACGUGGACGUGGACUGGACGUGGACGUGGACGUGGACAUGGACGUGGACGUGGACAUGGACGUGGACGUGGACGUGGACGUGGACGUGGACGUGGACGUGGACGUGGACGUGGACGUGGACGUGGACGUGGACGUGGACGUGGACGUGGACAUGGACGUGGACGUGGACGUGGACGUGGACAUGGACGUGGACGUGGACGUGGACGUGGACGUGGACAUGGACGUGGACGUGGACGUGGACGUGGACGUGGACGUGGACGUGGACGUGGACGUGGACUGGACGUGGACGUGGACAUGGACGUGGACGUGGACAUGGACGUGGACGUGGACGUGGACGUGGACGUGGACAUGGACGUGGACGUGGACGUGGACAUGGACAUGGACGUGGACGUGGACGUGGACGUGGACGUGGACAUGGACAUGGACGUGGACGUGGACGUGGACGUGGACAUGGACGUGGACGUGGACGUGGACGUGGACGUGGACGUGGACGUGGACGUGGACAUGGACGUGGACGUGGACGUGGACGUGGACGUGGACGUGGACAUGGACGUGGACGUGGACAUGGACGUGGACGUGGACGUGGACGUGGACAUGGACGUGGACGUGGACAUGGACGUGGACGUGGACGUGGACGUGGACGUGGACGUGGACGUGGACGUGGACGUGGACGUGGACGUGGACAUGGACGUGGACGUGGACGUGGACGUGGACGUGGACGUGGACGUGGACGUGGACGUGGACGUGGACAUGGACGUGGACGUGGACGUGGACAUGGACGUGGACGUGGACAUGGACGUGGACGUGGACGUGGACGUGGACGUGGACGUGGACGUGGACGUGGACGUGGACGUGGACGUGGACGUGGACAUGGACGUGGACAUGGACGUGGACGUGGACGUGGACGUGGACAUGGACAUGGACGUGGACGUGGACGUGGACGUGGACGUGGACGUGGACGUGGACGUGGACGUGGACGUGGACGUGGACGUGGACAUGGACGUGGACGUGGACGUGGACGUGGACGUGGACAUGGACGUGGACGUGGACGUGGACAUGGACGUGGACGUGGACGUGGACGUGGACGUGGACGUGGACGUGGACGUGGACGUGGACAUGGACGUGGACGUGGACGUGGACGUGGACGUGGACGUACGUGGACGUGGACGUGGACGUGGACGUGGACGUGGACGUGGACGUGGACGUGGACGUGGACGUGGACGUGGACGUGGACAUGGACGUGGACGUGGACGUGGACGUGGACGUGGACGUGGACAUUGGACGUGGACGUGGACGUGGACAUGGACGUGGACGUGGACGUGGACAUGGACGUGGACGUGGACAUGGACGUGGACGUGGACGUGGACGUGGACGUGGACGUGGACGUGGACAUGGACGUGGACGUGGACGUGGACAUGGACGUGGACGUGGACGUGGACGUGGACGUGGACGUGGACGUGGACAUGGACGUGGACGUGGACGUGGACGUGGACGUGGACGUGGACAUGGACGUGGACAUGGACGUGGACAUGGACGUGGACGUGGACGUGGACGUGGACAUGGACGUGGACGUGGACGUGGACGUGGACGUGGACGUGGACGUGGACGUGGACGUGGACGUGGACGUGGACGUGGACGGACGUGGACGUGGACAUGGACGUGGACGUGGACGUGGACGUGGACGUGGACGUGGACGUGGACGUGGACAUGGACGUGGACGUGGACGUGGACGUGGACGUGGACGUGGACGUGGACGUGGACGUGGACGUGGACGUGGACGUGGACGUGGACGUGGACUGGACGUGGACUUGGACGUGGACGUGGACGUGGACGUGGACGUGGACAUGGACGUGGACGUGGACGUGGAACUGGACGUGGACGUGGACGUGGACAUGGACAUGGACGUGGACGUGGACGUGGACGUGGACGUGGACGUGGACGUGGACGUGGACGUGGACAUGGACGUGGACAUGGACGUGGACGUGGACGUGGACGUGGACGUGGACGUGGACGUGGACGUGGACAUGGACGUGGACGUGGACGUGGACAUGGACGUGGACGUGGACGUGGACGUGGACGUGGACGUGGACGUGGACAUGGACGUGGACGUGGACGUGGACGUGGACGUGGACGUGGACAUGGACGUGGACGUGGACGUGGACGUGGACGUGGACAUGGACGUGGACGUGGACAUGGACGUGGACGUGGACGUGGACGUGGACAUGGACGUGGACGUGGACGUGGACGUGGACGUGGACGUGGACGUGGACGUGGACGUGGACGUGGACGUGGACGUGGACGUGGACGUGGACGUGGACGUGGACUGACGUGGACGUGGACGUGGACGUGGACAUGGACGUGGACGUGGACGUGGACAUGGACGUGGACGUGGACGUGGACGUGGACGUGGACGUGGACAUGGACGUGGACGUGGACGUGGACGUGGACGUGGACGUGGACGUGGACGUGGACGUGGACGUGGACGUGGACGUGGACAUGGACGUGGACGUGGACAUGGACGUGGACGUGGACGUGGACGUACGGACAUGGACGUGGAAUGGACGUGGACGUGGACGUGGACAUGGACGUGGACGUGGACGUGGACGUGGACGUGGACGUGGACGUGGACGUGGACAUGGACGUGGACAUGGACGUGGAAUGGACGUGGACGUGGACGUGGACGUGGACGUGGACGUGGACAUGGACGUGGACGUGGACAUGGACGUGGACGUGGACGUGGACGUGGACAUGGACGUGGACGUGGACGUGGACGUGGACGUGGACGUGGACGUGGACAUGGACGUGGACGUGGACGUGGACGUGGACGUGGACGUGGACGUGGACAUGGACGUGGACGUGGACAUGGACGUGGACGUGGACAUGGACGUGGACGUGGACGUGGACGUGGACGUGGACGUGGACGUGGACGUGGACGUGGACGUGGAAUGGACGUGGACGUGGACGUGGACGUGGACGUGGACGUGGACAUGGACGUGGACGUGGACAUGGACGUGGACGUGGACGUGGACGUGGACGUGGACGUGGACGUGGACGUGGACGUGGACGUGGACAUGGACGUGGACAUGGACGUGGACGUGGACGUGGACGUGGACGUGGACGUGGACGUGGACAUGGACGUGGACGUGGACGUGGACGUGGACAUGGACGUGGACGUGGACGUGGACAUGGACGUGGACGUGGACGUGGACGUGGACAUGGACGUGGACGUGGACAUGGACGUGGACGUGGACGUGGACGUGGACGUGGACGUGGACGUGGACAUGGACGUGGACGUGGACGUGGACAUGGACGUGGACAUGGACGUGGACAUGGACGUGGACGUGGACAUGGACGUGGACGUGGACAUGGACGUGGACGUGGACGUGGACGUGGACGUGGACGUGGACGUGGACGUGGACAUGGACGUGGACGUGGACGUGGACGUGGACAUGGACGUGGACGUGGACGUGGACGUGGACGUGGACGUGGACAUGGACUGGACUGGACGUGGACAUGGACGUGGACAUGGACGUGGACAUGGACGUGGACGUGGACGUGGACGUGGACGUGGACGUGGACAUGGACGUGGACGUGGACAUGGACGUGGACGUGGACGUGGACGUGGACAUGGACGUGGACGUGGACGUGGACGUGGACGUGGACGUGACGUGGACGUGGACGUGGACGUGGACAUGGACGUGGACGUGGACGUGGACAUGGACGUGGACGUGGACAUGGACGUGGACGUGGACAUGGACGUGGACGUGGACGUGGACGUGGACGUGGACGUGGACGUGGACGUGGACGUGGACGUGGAAAUGGACGUGGACGUGGACGUGGACUGGACGUGGACGUGGACGUGGACGUGGACGUGGAAUGGACGUGGACGUGGACGUGGACGUGGACAUGGACGUGGACGUGGACGUGGACAUGGACGUGGACUGGACGUGGACAUGGACGUGCGUGGACAUGGACGUGGACGUGGAUGGACGUGGACGUGGACGUGGACGUGGAAUGGACGUGGACGUGGACGUGGACAUGGACGUGGACGUGGACGUGGACGUGGACAUGGACGUGGACGUGGACAUGGACGUGGACGUGGACGUGGACGUGGACGUGGACGUGGACAUGGACGUGGACGUGGACGUGGACAUGGACGUGGACGUGGACGUGGACAUGGACGUGGACGUGGACAUGGACGUGGACGUGGACGUGGACGUGGACGUGGACGUGGACGUGGACGUGGACGUGGACGUGGACGUGGAAGUGGACCGUGACGUGGACGUGGACGUGGACGUGGACGUGGACAGUGGACGUGACGUGGACGUGGACGUGGACGUGGACAUGGACGUGGACGUGGACGUGGACGUGGACAUGGACGUGGACGUGGACGUGGACGUGGACGUGGACAUGGACGUGGACGUGGACGUGGACGUGGACAUGGACAUGGACGUGGACAUGGACGUGGACAUGGACGUGGACGUGGACGUGGACGUGGACGUGGACGUGGACGUGGACGUGGACGUGGACGUGGACGUGGACGUGGACAUGGACGUGGACGUGGACGUGGAAAUGGACGUGGACGUGGACGUGGACAUGGAUAUUGAAAUGGACGUGGACGUGGACAUGGACGUGGACGUGGACGUGGACGUGGACGUGGACGUGGACGUGGACGUGGACGUGGACAUGGACGUGGACGUGGACGUGGACGUGGAUGGACGUGGACAUGGACACAUGGACGUGGACGUGGACGUGGACGUGGACAUGGACGUGGACGUGGACGUGGACAUGGACGUGGACGUGGACGUGGACAUGGACGUGGACGUGGACAUGGACGUGGACGUGGACAUGGACGUGGACGUGGACGUGGACGUGGACGUGGACGUGGACGUGGACGUGGACGUGGACAUGGACGUGGACGUGGACAUGGACAUGGACGUGGACAUGGACAUGGACGUGGACGUGGACGAUGGACGUGGACGUGGACGUGGACGUGGACGUGGACAUGGACGUGGACGUGGACGUGGACAUGGACGUGGACGUGGACGUGGACAUGGACGUGGACGUGGACAUGGACGUGGACGUGGACAUGGACGUGGACGUGGACGUGGACGUGGAAUGGACGUGGACGUGGACGUGGACAUGGACGUGGACGUGGACGUGGACGUGGACAUGGACGUGGACGUGGACAUGGACGUGGACGUGGACGUGGACGUGGACGUGGACGUGGACGUGGACAUGGACGUGGACGUGGACGUGGACAUGGACGUGGACAUGGACGUGGACAUGGACGUGGACGUGGACAUGGACGUGGACGUGGACAUGGACGUGGACGUGGACGUGGACGUGGACGUGGACGUGGACAUGGACGUGGACGUGGACGUGGACGUGGACAUGGACAUGGACGUGGACGUGGACGUGGACGUGGACGUGGAAAUGGACGUGGACGUGGACGUGGACGUGGACAUGGACGUGGACGUGGACGUGGACGUGGACGUGGAAUGGACGUGGACGUGGACGUGGACGUGGACAUGGACAUGGACGUGGACAUGGACGUGGACGUGGACGUGGACGUGGACGUGGACGUGGACAUGGACGUGGACGUGGACGUGGACAUGGACGUGGACGUGGACGUGGACGUGGACGUGGACAUGGACGUGGACAUGGACGUGGACAUGGACAUGGACGUGGACGUGGACGUGGACGUGGACGUGGACAGGACGUGGACGUGGACGUGGACGUGGACAUGGAAUGGACGUGGACAUGGACGUGGACGUGGACGUGGACGUGGACGUGGACGUGGACGUGGACAUGGACGUGGACGUGGACGUGGACGUGGACAUGGACGUGGACGUGGACGUGGACGUGGACGUGGACGUGGACAUGGACGUGGACGUGGACGUGGACAUGGACGUGGACGUGGACGUGGACGUGGACGUGGUGGAGGACGUGGACGUGGACGUGGACGUGGACGUGGACGUGGACGUGGACGUGGACGUGGACGUGGACCUGGACGUGGACGUGGACGUGGACGUGGACGUGGACGUGGACGUGGACGUGGACAUGGACGUGGACGUGGACGUGGACGUGAAUGGACGUGGACGUGGACAUGGACAUGGACGUGGACGUGGACAUGGACGUGGACGUGGACGUGGACGUGGACGUGGACGUGGACGUGGACGUGGACGUGGACGUGGACAUGGACGUGGACAUGGACGUGGACGUGGACGUGGACGUGGACGUGGACGUGGACGUGGACAUGGACGUGGACGUGGACAUGGACGUGGACGUGGACGUGGACGUGGACGUGGACGUGGACGUGGACGUGGACGUGGACGUGGACGUGGACGUGGACGUGGACGUGGACGUGGACGUGGACGUGGACGUGGACUUGGACGUGGACGUGGACGUGGACGUGGACGUGGACGUGGACGUGGACAUGGACGUGGACGUGGACGUGGACGUGGACAUGGACGUGGACGUGGACGUGGACGUGGACGUGGACGUGGACGUGGACAUGGACGUGGACAUGGACGUGGACGUGGACGUGGACGUGGACGUGGACGUGGACGUGGACGUGGACGUGGACGUGGACGUGGACGUGGACGUGGACGUGGACGUGGACGUGGACGUGGACGUGGACGUGGACGUGGACGUGGACGUGGACGUGGACGUGGACGUGGACGUGGACGUGGACGUGGACGUGGACGUGGACGUGGACGUGGACGUGGACGUGACGUGGACGUGGACGUGGACGUGGACGUGGACGUGGACGUGGACGUGGACGUGGACGUGGACGUGGACGUGGACGUGGACGUGGACGUGGACGUGGACGUGGACGUGGACGUGGACGUGGACAUGGACGUGGACGUGGACGUGGACGUGGACGUGGACAUGGACGUGGACGUGGACGUGGACGUGGACGUGGACGUGGACAUGGACGUGGACGUGGACAUGGACGUGGACGUGGACGUGGACGUGGACGUGGACGUGGACAUGGACGUGGACGUGGACGUGGACGUGGACAUGGACGUGGACAUGGACAUGGACGUGACGUGGACGUGGACGUGGACGUGGACGUGGACGUGGACGUGGACGUGA